CCGCAGUCUCUGGUCAUCCCCUGUACUGUGUCCGCAGUCUCUGGUCAUCCCCUGUACUGUGUCCGCAGUCUCUGGUCAUCCCCUGUACUGUGUCCGCAGUCUCUGGUCAUCCCCUGUACUGUGUCUGCAGUCUCUGGUCAUCCCCUGUACUGUGUCUGCAGUCUCUGGUCAUCCCCCUGUACUGUGUCUGCAGUCCAUUGGUUCAGAAUAUUUUUUUUUCUUGUUUUUUCACCUCUAAAACCUAGGUGCGUCUUAUGGUCAGGUGCGUCUUAUGGAGCAAAAAAUACGGUAUAAUCAUUUUUUUCAUCACAG
Staurois parvus is the source of this 312-nucleotide messenger RNA. The record is from the annotation of a GenBank genome assembly. NCBI's taxonomy places the organism in Eukaryota, Metazoa, Chordata, Amphibia, Anura, Ranidae.